Molecule: messenger RNA, 1137 nt
Organism: Colletotrichum acutatum
Lineage: Eukaryota; Fungi; Ascomycota; Sordariomycetes; Glomerellales; Glomerellaceae
Product: malate dehydrogenase
Exons: 2
Coding region: 1-756 (251 amino acids)
Source: RefSeq, a predicted model, not a curated record
AUGCUCGCCAAGAACUUCCUGUUGCUGGCCUCCCUGGCUCUCGUCUCCGCCGCCCCGGCCAAGAGACAAGCCGGCUGCGUCUCCAAACCCACGGCUCCGACCCUCCCCGUCAACGGCAAUGGCGUCGAACUACCCGCCCCGGCAGCAGACCUGGUCCUCAAGCACAUCGCCCUGGGCCACGGCAUCCAGAACUACACCUGCACCUCCGUCAACGCAACCGCCAUCACCGCAACAGCAACCGGCGCCCUCGCAGGCCUCUACGACGCUCAACCCCUCUACCCCGCCACCGGUCCCGCCUCCCUCGCCUCCGUCGACAUCUUCAACGGCCUCACCACAAACGCAGUCUGGUCCACCCCCCUCCCCCUAACCUCCGACGGCACCACCAAAUUCGGCGCCUCCGCCACCUCGCCCUUCCCGGCCAAAGCGGACCUCGUCAUGCCCGGCAUCGCGCCCAUGAAGCAGCUCGGCGUCCACUUCUUCGACAACACGGGCGUGCCCACCUUCCAGGUCGGCGAGGAUCUCUUCAGGGGCGCAAAGCUCAACGGCACAAAGGCCCCGGCCUCCGCUGACGUCGGCCCGGAGAAGACCGGCUCCGUCGACUGGCUUUUGCUCGGUGACAAGGGCGGCAGCAAGGGUGUCACUGCCGUCUACCGCGUCGUCACGGCCGGCGGUGUCGCGCACCAGUGUACCACCCCCGGCGCCACCGACAGCGUUCCGUACGCGGCGUACUACUGGUUCUACGGCCCCAAGGCAUGAAGAUAGAAUCUUGGAUCUCUCACUGGGAUGACUCUGCGGUAUGAGUCUGGCGUUUAAAAAUUAAAUUGGGGCACAACGGCGUUCAACGGUUCUCGGAUACCGAGGUUCCUCCUUUUUUACAAAACUCGGAAUAACUUUUCUUCUUCAUCAUUCACUCACCAAAAUAUUUGGAUUAUAUACCCCCGGCACGGACGGAUCACGGGUUCGGGCUCACUUGAGACAUAAUGUGGCUAUUUUCUCACUCGAGGAGAGAAAGCAUCGCAGAUAGAUGUUGGGGCUUCACAUGCUGUCGCUGUCACUCUCCGUUUCUAUUUCAAUUGUAUCUACUUUGGCGUUCGACGGUACAUAGGCUCCUGGACAAACAAACUACUUAUUUACAUG